AUGUCGCCUUCGCUCAGCGGCCUUGGCCUGGCUUCAUCGGGCCCCUCCGACGCCGAUUUAGCAGACUUUACCAGACGCUUCGAGCAAUUCCAGCUGUACGAGGAUGAAAAGGCCAAGUUCAUGACCGAAAUGAAAAAUCGGUAUCAAUAUAUGCACCAACAGUACCAGAUAUUGGCCACCGAACGCGACCGCGAUCGCAACUGGAUCCUCGCAUGGCAAAAUGAGAAGCAGCAGUAUGAGAGGUCGCACCGGAAUCUGCAGCGGAAUAUGGCUGAGAAUCCAUUUGUUAUGGUACUGAUUGACGGCGACGGCAUGAUUGUGAGCUUCACUGACGACUUCCUCCGCGAGGGAGAGCAAGGUGGCCGCCGGGCUGCUGUCCAAUUGUUCGCCGAUAUCCACGAGUAUAUCGAGAAUGAGUGCCAAGAUAUCCCAUUCGGUUACCGCAUCGUCUGCCGCAUCUAUGCGAACGUUCGGGGGCUGGGCGACGUACUCGUACGCAGGGGAAUAUAUGAAGACAUCAUCGAGUUUGAGGACUUCGUGCGUGGAUUCACGCGGGGAAAGACAUUGUUCGACUUUAUCGACGUCGGUGCGGGAAAAGAUCGCGCUGACGAGAAGAUCAUCGGUCUCUUCAGGGAGACCAAGCUCGUGGUUUGGGGAUCUGGACCUACAUACGCCGCUAGUACAUACGCCAAUGGCCUUCCACCAGCAUUUGUUCCGGGCAGGAUCAACUCGAACGAUAGUUCUAAGGCGUAUGUAGCUUCGACAGGUCUCCCAAGCCGGUUCCCAGCCCCAUCAAAGUCGCCGAUCAUGGAUAGUCCUUUGCCAAACCGAGCGGCAAUGAUGACUUUGCCUAGAACGCCUUCCACAUCAACACUGGCUUCGGACAGUACGUUCCCAGCACUCAAGCCAGAUCCACCAGCGCCGUUGCUGAACUGGGCCGCUAAGGCCGCUGCUCCGCCGCCACCCGUUACAGAGACCCCCGUCUACAAGCCCGCGAACCGCGAAGAAGUCAUCGCACGUAACCGCGCCGGCCAACGCGUCGAUCCGCCAUGUAAGGACUACGAUAAGGCUGAGGUGGACCGCAUGAAGAAGAUCAAAUUGUGCAACGUUCAUUUCCUUCGAGCCGAAUGCCCCUACGACACCAAAUGCACCCAUCUCCACGCGUAUAAGCCUACCAGCGACGAGUUGGCUACCCUCCGCCUUGUCGCUCGCAUGGCACCUUGUAGCAACGGCAGUGUUUGCCAGGAUAUUAGGUGUAUCUAUGGCCACCGCUGCCCAGCACCGCCCAACAAGAUUCACUACGCCAAGGGCACGAAGAGCUGUAUUUUCGGCGAGUCUUGCAAGUUUCCAGCGAGCUUGCAUGAUACCGACACCAACGUGGUCAAAACCCUGGUUGUUCGCUAG
Alternaria incomplexa is the source of this 1404-nucleotide messenger RNA. RefSeq lists its product as uncharacterized. The record is from RefSeq and is a predicted model, not a curated record. Gene Ontology annotation, molecular function: metal ion binding. Bases 1 to 1404 code for a protein of 467 amino acids. Lineage: Eukaryota; Fungi; Ascomycota; Dothideomycetes; Pleosporales; Pleosporaceae. The transcript has 5 exons.